This is a messenger RNA of Epithele typhae, 1248 nucleotides long. RefSeq names its product NAD(P)-binding protein. Gene Ontology annotation, molecular function: nucleotide binding. The record is from RefSeq and is a predicted model, not a curated record. NCBI's taxonomy places the organism in Eukaryota, Fungi, Basidiomycota, Agaricomycetes, Polyporales, Epitheliaceae. The coding region runs from base 1 to 1248 and encodes 415 amino acids. The transcript has 7 exons.
AUGCAGAGGUUUCUGAAGGUGCGCGCCCUUGACUGCCCCAAGCCACCGAGCGCUGAUGUUCUUGGUCGUUCGCAGGCACUCAAUCCCCCGGUCCUACCCAAGGUCGAGGACCCGUUGCGGUUCGGGAUCUUGGGCGCCGCCCGCAUCGGUCCUGACGCGCUCUUCACUCCCGCCAAGACGCAUCCAGGCGUCGUGGUGACUGCGGUCGCCUGCCGCGACAAGGCGCGCGGCGACAAGUACGCCAACAAACACAAAGUCGAGAAGGUGUUCGCCGGGCAAACCUGCUACCAAGGCAGGUGUCACCUUCUCGACGACAAGGAUGUCGACGCCGUGUACAUUCCUCUACCAAACGGGCUCCAUUUUGAGUGGACUAUGCGCGCGAUCGACGCCGGCAAGCACGUCCUCGUCGAGAAGCCCAUCACGAACACCGCGGACGAAGCGCGCGCAAUAUUCGCUCGGGCAGCGCAGAAAGGCGUCGUUGUGCUCGAGGCCGUGCAUUUCACUUUUCAUCCUGCGACUCAGAGGGUGAGAGAGAUCGUGGCCAGCGGAGAGCUCGGGAAGAUCAAGAGCGCGAAGGCGUGGUUCACAGUACCCACUCUCAUGGGCCCCUUCAUCUGGGAGAAAAACGACAUUCGUUACGACUUUGACCUGGGUGGAGGUUCCACCAUGGAUCAAGGAGUGUAUCCCCUUACCGCCAUCCGAUACUUCACCGGAACGGACGAGGUCCUCCCCGAGGUCACCUUCGCGAAGGCGAUUGGAAUGCCAUCCGACGCAAAGCGCGUCGACCGCGCCAUGCACGCCGCUUUCAAGCUUCCCUCUCCGCUUGGUGCUGAGGCUGCUGGCGAGGCACUGACGGGCGAGACGAUCUGCGACUUCUCGGACCCCGGCUGGGGGCCAUUCGGGCUCUUCCCACACAUGCCCAAGUUCAACGCCGAGGUCACGCUCGAAGGCGGGAAGGUCGAGUACUUCAAUUUCAUAGUUCCCGCGUUGUACCACUCCAUCACUGUGCGCCCGUCAAAAGGGGAGGCGCGGACGGAGCGCGUGUAUGUGAGCAAGGACGGGUAUGGGGAACCUUACUGGAGCACGUACCGCUACCAGCUGGAAGCGUUCGUCGACAAGGUCCGCGGACGGACCCCGCAGUAUUGGCCGACGCCGGAGACGACGAUCACGAAGAUGGAAUGUGUCGAGAUGAUAUAUGAGAAGGCGGAGAUGCCACCUCGCCCUGCGUCGUCCUACAAGGCGCCGUGA